GUGAUAUCUGUGAGUAAGACCUGUUUUGCUGUCUCUUACCUCUCUCUCAUCAUUACACAUGGACGAGCUGCACGUUUUUCUCCUCAUUCUCUUAGGAGCUGUUUCUUGCAAUCAUGAUUCAGUUUCUGGAUCGGUGUUGGAGGUGACGGUCAGACCAGGAGACAACAUCACUCUCUACUGUGACUGCAAAUUAUCAACUGGAGUAUACAUAGUGUGGUACAGGAACUGCUCUCAUGAGAACCAGCCUACUCUUGUCCUUAACAAAAAACACCCUUCAAAGAUGGUCAACACUGAAAAUGACCCUCUGAAGAUUCUGCCUCGUUUUCAGUUUGUGAGAAACUUUUCUUCUGCAUCCUAUGACCUGCUGAUCAUGAACAUCACUGAUUCUGAUGAGGGUCUCUACUACUGUGGAACUGUGCAGACCAAGGUGGAGGAUAAAGAAUACAUUACAUCCAGAACUAUUUACAGAUACGGCAACAUCACAACAAGGAUCAUAAUCAAUUCCAACUCUGACUGCAGUGGGUGCAUCUCAGAUCAUGUACUUAUUGUGCCCUGGAUGAUGGUUUUCUCUCCGGCCCUCACUAUUCUCUCCUCCUUCAUCAUCUUUGUUUUUGUUUAUCACUUCUGUCAGAAAACAGAUAACAAACCUCAAAUUCUUCAGAGAGGACCUGACACCAGAGGACAUAAAAGAUGGGAUCAGGGUGAAGAUGUGUUUUUCACACGAGUUGUAUUCCGGGCCAAGGAUGGACAAACACACCAAUAGAGAGAGGACGGACAGCACCAACACAUUUGUUUUAUUCAAGAGGAAACCAAAUAGAGCCAAAUGAGCUCCACUUCAAACGUGUCAGAUUCAGGUCCGCAGUUUAAGGUGUCAUAUCCUCGGGGCGUUGGUGGCUUGGUGGUACAGAAGGCGCCCCAUGUACAGGGCCAUUGCCGCAGCGGCCCGGGUUUGACUCCAGCCUGUGGCCCUUUGCUGCAUGUCUCUCCCUCUCCCUCCCUCUCUCUCCCCUUUUCACACUUCAGUAUACUAUCAAUUAAAGGAAAAAAAUGCCUAUAAAAAUAUCUUUAAAAAAAAGGUGUCAUAUCCUCUUGUGUUUCCAGCCCAGUCGCCUGAAGAAAAUGGUGGCAGUGUACGUUUCUGAAAACCAACCAUGUGUUACAUUUGCACGUUUUUUAUCAUAUCACAUUUCUAAAGUGACAUCGGGGCUGCUGCUGGACAUUUGGGUGCCCAAAGUGUAAUUGCUAUGUUGUGCCCUGAACUGUACAAACUGUGCAUAUAUAUGUUCCACUACAGCAGAUCUAUAACACAGGCAUUUUUCAUCAGUUGCGGGAGGCUCUACAGAGGCAUGUAUGUCUGCAUUAGCUGCCUACAAGGUUGUUAAUAAGUCAUCAUAUGACAGCUUCUGAGUUCUGAAUUGAUACUGAUGACAGUAAGUCCAAUUAAAUGGUCCUGUGCCAUUGCUGAAUGCAGGUAUGUGUUGAUGAGCAUACAUUUUGAAAAACUUCACUCAGAAAAGGCAACUGACUGUAUUUAUAACCUUAUUAAUAACCUAAAAGCGCAAGCACACUACUCGGCAAGCUUGCGCUGCCACUGCAUUUCCUUCUGGGACAGUGCCACAAAAAGUUGUGUUUCCAGUGGGGAUUGUGCCACCAAAAGCAAAAACAAAACGUUUUUUUUUUCCUAUGCAUAAUUAAAUGGGGGUUUUUUUUGACUAAAUAUAACCACAUGUAAACCACAACAUUUUUGAAAUGUAAAGUUUCAACGAAUCUGCUACAAAUGUAGUAUCUGUGGUUUGCAGAAACGUACAAUGGCAACAUUUAUAUGAUUGGGUUCUGCUUUUCUGUUCAGUUCAGCACAUCCUGUGGUUUAAGACACUGCUGAACCAAGUGAGCCAGCGCAUGAUUUGUCACCAAUCUCUUACAAAUCCACCAAACAACUGUCUUUUUUUUCUUUACUUCACACUUUCAUAACCUGUUUUAAAUGUGCUUUUUGUCAUCAUGUUAUUAUUUCAUCUGAUUUAAACCUUCAUUUUAUUUGUUUUUAAGUUAACAUGGAGUAUUAAGAAUUAGUUGUCGGCACGUAUUGUAUACAGUUUUACGUGUAGAGUGUAUAUUUUAUGGAGAAUUUUAACUAUGAUUGCUUCUUUGCUUGUCAUUGUUAUUACAUUUAAAAACCAUGUACUUGCUGAAUUCUCAUUUAUAAACUGUAUUUCAAUAAAAACAAAAUAUUUUCAAAGGCAAUAUUAUAUUUCAGUUUGUUUUAGCAUGUGAGAUAGUAAUACAGAUAUGUUCAUUCUUUUUGAAAUAAUGAAUAUCAGAAAUGAUCUCAUUGUAAUAAAUUGAAAUGAAGGCAAGAUGAAAAUUCCAGUAUUCCAGAAAGCAGUAAAUACUAUCAUACUGAUUAAUGUUAUACUGUAAUAUACAUAACAGGCUAUAUAUGAUCUUUUUGAUUGGCCCUUUUACUUUAACUCUCACUGUGUGUUAUAUAUAUAUUAUUAUUUAGCAUCUGUAUAUUAUAUAAAACUUUUUAAAAUA
Epinephelus fuscoguttatus (brown-marbled grouper) is the source of this 2535-nucleotide messenger RNA. RefSeq lists its product as uncharacterized. The coding region runs from base 59 to 763 and encodes 234 amino acids. Gene Ontology annotation, biological process: response to bacterium. The transcript is spliced from 5 exons. The record is from RefSeq and is a predicted model, not a curated record. NCBI's taxonomy places the organism in Eukaryota, Metazoa, Chordata, Actinopteri, Perciformes, Serranidae.